Macroventuria anomochaeta is the source of this 1020-nucleotide messenger RNA. RefSeq lists its product as uncharacterized. The transcript has 4 exons. The record is from RefSeq and is a predicted model, not a curated record. Bases 1 to 1020 code for a protein of 339 amino acids. NCBI's taxonomy places the organism in Eukaryota, Fungi, Ascomycota, Dothideomycetes, Pleosporales, Didymellaceae.
AUGUCGAAAUCGCAAUCGGACGUUGCGCAGCACAAACACAUUACCUCGCCCCCAAGUGCUACAGAUCAGCCUUUGCCGCCUCCGCAUACCGAUAGGAAGUCACCUGCAGGGGCGCUUCGUGUUCUAGCGCUUUUCAGACGUAUUCAAGCAGGAACGCACACCGAUCAAGAUCCGUGGAUAGAGUUUCAGCUUGCACAGGGAGAAUAUGAUCAAAUAGAAAAUACGCUCCGGCAAGACGGUGUGCUUUGGGGGUUCGUGGAUGACAAAAUACGGUAUGACUACGACGAAAGCACACGCAGACUUGUCGUUCGCAAGCCUACUGGAGUUCACGAGCUCUUUAUCAACGAGCUGGAGGAUGACAUUCGGAGCCAGCUCAAAGCAAUACGUGGCGGAUUUGACAGAAAGGCUCAAUUCGCGCAAAAAUACGAGCCAGACGCGUCAUUCGGACAUAGUGGUGCACAAUAUCCGGGCGUCAUCAUCGAAGUUGCGUACUCGCAGAAGAAGAAGCGCCUAAGCCGGUUGGCCGAGAACUAUCUCUUAGACUCGGAUGCCAGCGUAAGGGUUGUCGUCGGCCUAGACGUUGAGUACGGCAAGCAGCAGUCACGCAAAGCAACGUUGUCGAUUUGGCGGCCCCAACUGUUUGAAACUGCUGAUGGGCUCGAACUACGAGCUGUCGAAGAGGCCACGGAUGAGGCUUUCCGUGACGAUCAAGGGAACCCCGUCGAACAUCCUGGCCUACGGCUCUUCCUCAGUGAUUUUACCUGCGAGGAACUUUCACAGGAGGAGAUAGGAAAUGACGAUACGGAAAUUCGCAUCUCCGGAAUACAGCUCUGCCACUAUCUUGCUGCAGCGGAGGGCAAAAUGCGGCGAGCACUAAGCAAGCAUUCAUUGGCCAAGGGGGUCACAAAACGGAGACGGUCGGAAACAUCUUUUAAAGAGAUUAAGCCAGGUGCUGAAGCAAGGUACGAUGAACAAGAGGAGAGAGCAGCGAAGCGCACAGCGGAUUAUGACAUUGAUUAA